Messenger RNA from Entamoeba invadens IP1, 1845 nucleotides. RefSeq names its product serine/threonine protein kinase ppk15, putative. Gene Ontology annotation, cellular component: cytoplasm. The record is from RefSeq and is a predicted model, not a curated record. Gene Ontology annotation, molecular function: ATP binding; protein serine/threonine kinase activity; protein tyrosine kinase activity. The transcript is spliced from 3 exons. NCBI's taxonomy places the organism in Eukaryota, Evosea, Mastigamoebida, Endamoebidae. Bases 1 to 1845 code for a protein of 614 amino acids. Gene Ontology annotation, biological process: peptidyl-threonine phosphorylation; peptidyl-serine phosphorylation.
AUGCCUUCCACAAUUCAAGGACCGACAUAUUCUCUUGUCCUUUCGCCGCACAGUUUCUUCACACAAGUAGAAUUUAUCUCAUUAAUUCCUCCAUCACCACAAAGUAAUGAUUCAAAGACAAACUAUUCAACAACUAGUUACUUAGAACUAUUGCGAACUAUAACACCGACUUUGGUCUUUAACGAGUUGUGUUCACAAACCCGUGCUCUUACUGAACCAUCAACACCUCAACACAAUCAAAAUAAAGACAAUUUAAAUUACGAUUUAAUCGCUUAUGUCGAUAUGAUACUUGGUUCGUCACAAUCAAACACACCAAAUCAAUGUAAAGUUUCUUCAUCAAGAUAUAAAGUGAUUUCAGUGUUAGGCCAUGGCUCUUUUGGACAAGUUUUAAAGUGUUUGGAUAUGAACACCGGUUUGUUUGUUGCAUUAAAAGUGUUAAGAAAUCGCUCAGCGUAUUUUAGACAAGGAAUGCUUGAAAUCGCAAUUUUGGAAUUGUUAAAUGAUAAAUUCGAUAAAGAGUGUAUUGGUCAUACUUUACGUCUUAUUGAUCACUUUUUAUUUUAUAAUCAUAUUUGUAUAGUAACUGAAAUGCUUGGAAUUAAUUUAUAUGAAUUAAUGUGUCAAAAUGGGUGCAGAGGUUUUGGUGCAAGUGUUGCAAGAGGAUUCGUAAAACAAAUCUUAGAAACUUUAAUUCAACUACAUGCAAAUAAUAUCAUUCAUUGUGAUUUGAAGCCUGAGAAUGUUUUACUUGUGGACUUCACGAAACAGAUACGAGUGAUAGACUUUGGGAGUGCGUGUUUUGAGAACAGCACGUUGUACACGUACAUCCAAUCGCGCCAUUACCGUGCGCCAGAAGUGAUACUUGGGCUUCCAUAUUCGAGUGCGAUUGACAUGUGGAGUCUUGGUUGUAUUGCUGCCGAGUUCUUCAUUGGAAUCCCAUUAUUUCCUGGGAGUAGUGAAUACAACCAAAUCUACAAGAUCAUUCGGAUGAUUGGCAUUCCACCAAGUGCGUUACUUGAGAAAGGGACCAAAACAGACAAUUUCUUUAAUAAAUUGAAAGGUGCAAAUGGAAAGACUUUAUAUGAACUCAAAACCAAAGAACAAUAUGAGAGAGACAAUGAUAUUAUUAUAGAUAACAACAAAGACUAUUACAAUUACACAUCUCUCAAAGAUUUUUGUAUGCGAGUACCUUUCCGAAUAUCGUCCAAAGACAAAGAACGGAAAGACGAAUUCCGUUCCGCGUUCUAUGACUUUUUAAACAACAUAUUGAUAUGGGAACAAGAGAAGAGAAUUACUCCACAACAAGCUAUUAAUCAUCCAUUCAUUACUAAAGCUCAUUUUGAAUUGGGUUCGAAAGAACUCAAAAUGAGCAGUGACAUUCCUCAAUCUCUAAAAUCCGUUGAGCUUCAACCAAAAAUUGAAGACGUCCUCAAAAUGUUAUUUCCUUCAGAAGUUAUAGCAAAGACGCAGUCGCAAACUCGUUUCAAUCAAACAAAUUACUAUGACAUUUACUUAGCAGCUUUAGAGAAAGGCGUAGUUUUAAAUAUUCAAAGUCCAAAUCCAUUCACAAUGGAUCCCAUCACACCUUCUUCUUUAACAACUUACAUUCAAAAAGAGAAAGAAGACUUCAGAGUGUUAGACGAUCUUCGUAAAUUGACAAAAUCAGUGGACAACACAGACUCCAUAUUUAACACCAAAGAUGUUUCUCUUGAUGGGCGGAAUUCAGUGGACCUAUUUGCUGGUCAAAAGUUGGAUCUCAAAGUGAACCAAAGUGACUUUGAUAAGGAGUUAAUAGUCUCCGAGAGUCUUUCCCUCUCUCCUUGUGUGCCACAUAUGAACUGGUGA